CUCUACACAACCUACCGCAAUGGAAGACCUUACUUCAGAAGCAAAGCAAGCCCUCUGUGAGGCCAAUCUUGUCCGCCCCUCGAAGCAGCCGUCGAAACGGAGUGUCUCUGGUCAACUAUUUACACCACCUCCCAGUAGUAGUAGUGAUAGAUCAGACACCUCCUAUACUACAUCGAUUUCCUUCCACGCCUAUAACAGGCUCGGUAUUGAUCGAUGGUUUGACUUCCCCACAUCCUGCAAGAGUGUGGCCGCUCUGGAGCACAUCGGUUUCACUACCAGCUCUGCCCAGGCCAUUCUCGAGCGCUACCAAUCCAGGCCCGACGACAAUCCAGACACUUUACUGGAUUAUGCAUGCGGUCACAUCAAACGUCCUGAUCUCCCCAGCGAUCCUCCCCAGAUGAUGAUUUUAGUCGGCAUCUGGCCAGGUAUUCAUGAUGCAAUUCUUAAUCCCGAAUUCUUCCAUAAGGAAAUCUUUUGGUCCCAAUCUGUGGAAUUAUGGGUUGAAGACACGAUUCGCAUCAACCUUCUGACGCUGGAGAAACUCAACACGGACUUGGAAGAACAUGCGAUUUCAUCAGACGAUGAACCAGCAACCUAAUCGUCGCUCAAUACAAUCUACUGGAGUCGGAUGGAAUGAGUUUGAUUGGAAACCGAUCAGCAGAUAGUAAGUCCCAGGUAAUCAGCUACGUACCUAGUUCUCAUCUGAAUCUUGCUCGAUGAUACGGUGGUGUAACCGGAUAAGAUGAAGUUAUUCGGAGCCCAG
Messenger RNA from Aaosphaeria arxii CBS 175.79, 763 nucleotides. RefSeq lists its product as uncharacterized. Lineage: Eukaryota; Fungi; Ascomycota; Dothideomycetes; Pleosporales. The record is from RefSeq and is a predicted model, not a curated record. The transcript has a single exon. Bases 20 to 598 code for a protein of 192 amino acids.